Messenger RNA from Ostertagia ostertagi, 2952 nucleotides. The record is from the annotation of a GenBank genome assembly. Lineage: Eukaryota; Metazoa; Nematoda; Chromadorea; Rhabditida; Trichostrongylidae.
AUGGCGGGGUCUCUAACUUUGAAAACGCAGAAGAGUCGGUUAACGAGGCAUUGCAACAAUCUUAGUGACUUGUGUAUGCGAUGCGAGGAAGACAUUUCCUUCCAAAAUCUUUCGUUAAGCUCAGAUAGUGAUGUGUUUGAACGCAUGGCAUCUUUAACCCACGAAUUGAAGGCCUCAGCAAAACUACUCAGUGAGCAUCUCAGCGCAUUCAUUAGCACAGUUGAAGGGCUUAAUGAACCGCUUAACGAAGAACAAGAAGGACAAGUUUUGGAUUAUAUGGAGAAAACGCAAUCAGCAAUAGACCGCGCGGAGAACCUAGUUAUUCGAAUGGAAGCAAAACGCCUCAGCGUACUCGAUUCUAAGCGGGAGAGCGAAAUGCGCAACGAGCGAACGCAGGUCCUUAAUCUUGUAAGAGUGUUACACAAACGCCUCGAGAAUGCAAACACGGACAAAAGUUCCAUACAGGCACAAAGGAAACUAUUAGAGUUUAUUAUCCCCGUAGUAACGCAACUCCAAAAACUAGGAGCCAAUUUAGAUGGGUCAUACAACACUCAAAAAGUAUUAUCAAAGUUCGCAUACAGAAUACAACGGAAAGUUCUUGAGGUCUUGAUGACGCAUGACAUGCCUGAGGAAGCAUGGAAAAUGCAAGACAUGAUUGAGGCACUAGACGCACAUAUAGGAACGGAAGAACGUAUCAAUAGUAUGGUAAAAAUUGAUAUGGGCAAGGAAUCAGAACGCGGUGAAGGGUCAAAAAGGAGACCAACAAAACCGCAUAACCAUUCAAAUUGCAUUUUUUGCGACUCUACAGAGCACAGAGCCGCAGGCUGUUCACGUUACAGCACCAUUGCAGAAAGGAGGAACUUUCUGCAGGAAAAUAAGAUGUGCCUCAAUUGUGGACGCAAAGGUCACUUUGCAUCUCAGUGUAGCAAAGAAGGAUGCAGACUUUGCCAAGGGACAAAACACUUCUACGCAUUAUGCCCUCAGAGACAAAGCAUUGAUAAUCCGAUCAAGUCCGAAAUGAAACCAACCAUAGUGCAACCUACACAACCAUCAAUCAAAAAACCAUCUGUCAGGGCACAGUUGAAUACAAAUACCAAAAACAAACGAAACACAGAAACUUCAAAAAUCACACAAGCACAUCCAAUCCGACUCUGUGCAGCAGAAGAAAAUAUCCAAGAAGAAGAAGGACAAGAAAUCAAAGGCAACAGUUACCAUUCAUUCAUGCCCCACAGUACAAUGCAGAAAGAAAACAUUGUACUCUUAACCGGAAUAGCACACUUAUGGAAUGCAAAGAGCCAGAAAUGGCAACCAGUUGAAAUCCUCUUCGAUACAGGCGCUGAUCAGUCUUUCAUAAGCCAGGACCUUACAGAAGAACUAGGGCUACAGUGCAAAGAAAUGCAAGAGUUGAAUAUGUAUACUUUCGGGGACAAAAAGCCGAAGGCCAUUAGUUGUGGAGUGACAACAGUAGGGCUACUGGACAGCAAUGGAGAAAAACAUAACAUACGUCUGUACGCAACACCAGUCCUAACGGCAAAGGGAAAAAUGACACAGCUAAGUCAAGAAGACAAAAACUUUAUGAUGCACAACAACAUUUGCCUUUCCACUAUCAGAAUGGACCGUUACAACGCCGAAGUUCAACAAAAAUAUAAACGCCUUGUACACGCACUGCCACCACUCCCGUCACCUACGCGACUUUACAAGAAGAUAGUCAACUGCUGCAGACACCUGCAUAAGACAACGCGUAAUAUGUCCACGCUUAUGGAACGCAUUAAGAAUCUCUGGAAGUCGCAAGAGGACUGGAAAGAAAAACUGGUGGAACUCCAACUUAUUGAAACCCUAACGGAGAAGACACUUCUCGAAUUCAAGCUAAUUCGCACGGAACUCCGUACUCUUUUCGCAGUACCACCACUUCUCAUUGCCACGGACAUCAUUUCGGAAAACAAUUGGAAAGCGAUCAUCUCACAAACGCAAUUCGAUGAGGAGGAGAACUCAAUACUUACGAAACAUGAGACGAUUGAGACCGUUAUUGAAGACCAAAUGGAGAUCCUACACGAACAGCAAUCCAUUCUCAACGAUUACCGCAGAAUGCUACAAGAGGAAGAACGCAAGGCAACACGCACCUUCCAAACUACCGUCCUUGCCUCUUUGGAUCACUUGAAAGAAUCGCUCGAACAGGGAUUACAUUCUGAGAAAAACGACAGCGGUCCGAAAGCAGACACUUUGAUGGACAUCAAGGAAGAAAUCACAAAUUUGCUCCAAAAAUGUUUACAAAGAAACGCGAAUGCUUUAUCAGACGACCAAAUCGAGCAUUGGGCUGGCGAGGGUAACGACGGUCGUUACAAGAGCGAGCUGCCGUCAAGGGACGGAGACGACGAGAUGUAUAGUGAAACCGAAAGUGAAAGAAUAAGAAGAAACGCCGAAUACAUGGAAGGAGUGCAGGAUAUGACCGAAGAUGAAUGGGAGAAAGACUCAAUAACGACACACAAUAAGCUAUGGAAAGAAAGAAUAUGGAAUGAUUUGGAAGAGGCAGAACGAGAAGUGAAAAAGAUGGAAAACAUCGUUUACGAACUAGACAUGGAACCGACAUGUAACCCAAGAGACUACAGAAAGGGGAUCAUCCAAAGAGAGGAUGAAAGAGGCAUGGUGUGUACCUUCUGCGGGAAAGUAGGUGAACAUUAUUCAGACUCGUGUGAAGCUUACCCAAGCUCGAAAGAGCGCCUGAAAAUCGUUGAAGCAGAAGGACGCUGCAAAUUUUGUCUGAUGGGCCAUAAUUGUAAGAAAAAAGGGUUGAGAUGCUUUCACUGCAACGAAUAUGGUCAUCACUCGGCUUUAUGUGAAUUACCGGAAAAAAGUGAGUACAUACGAAGACGAAUAAAGGAGGCAAUUGAAAGGAGGAAAAACGCCAAGGAACGCAUCAAAGAAUUAUAUCGCCAGUUGGACGAGAUUCAGUGA